This is a messenger RNA of Cyphellophora europaea CBS 101466, 6264 nucleotides long. RefSeq lists its product as uncharacterized. The record is from RefSeq and is a predicted model, not a curated record. Lineage: Eukaryota; Fungi; Ascomycota; Eurotiomycetes; Chaetothyriales; Cyphellophoraceae. Bases 1 to 6264 code for a protein of 2087 amino acids. The transcript has a single exon.
AUGGCCAAUACUGUGAAUGCUGCUUGGGGACUUGUCGGAAUUCCCUUGAUCGGCAAUACCGUGGCGUCAGUUGGAAGAAUUGCUAUAUGCAACAUUUCGCCCGGGCACUCUUUUUGCAACAACCGCAACCCUGCCGACGUGUUCAUGGAUCCCAACUCUGUCUAUCCUGAGGUAUCCAUCGCUCCCACGCCUGUCAUGAAAUGGCAAACCGUGACAUCGACCGAAACAGAGACGGAAACCCGAAGCCAACAAGAGGUCCGGUCAUACACUGCCACGCGCACCGAGACAGAAACGCGGCUGCGACUCAAGACUGUCACUCAGAUGCUGACCACAACCGAGACAACGACCGAGAAAGGUCCGACAGUCACCGACUGCACAUUGACAUCUUUUGACACUGUCUCUCCAUCUCGUGCCCCCGACAGCCACUCUUCUGCGAAUCAGAGUUCAGACGCCUGGAAGAGUCCCACGGUGUGGCUCAUCAUACUGACCAUGUUUCUCAUCGGCCUUUUUUUCGGAUGGCAAUCGGCUUUCCGCACAAAAUGGACAAGAACUGUCCCCGAACGCACCAGCAAGAAUGACAACGAACGCGAAUCCACCGCGGUUGAUGUCGAGUCCAAAGGACAGAAGGCCACUUCUUCCCAGCACCAUGACUGCACCGAUCAUAACUGCUCGAAGUGCCGAGAGUUUUGGGCUGAGAAGGGCGCCCACAACCUUGCCAAAGCGGCGGAUGGGUGUCAGCAAGAUGAGGAAACAGCAGCCAUCCUAGGCUGCCUAAGUCGCGUCUUCGACAACGCCGACCGCUGCCUGGACCGAAGAGAGCUGGCUGAUGAGCUCGCUACCGAGCUCAUACGUCUUGCCAACAAGAAUAAAACUCGCGCUGACGGACUACACUGCACAUCCGAGGACCAUACGAGGGGCUACCGAGUAUAUCAGUCGGUUGCCGGCAAGGAAGCGGCACAAUUCCUUAAGGACAAUACACCGAUUAUCGCGAAGACACUCCUGGCCGAUGUCCGUCCGUUUGUCAACAACACGAUCUUGCGCCACUGGACCAGCCGAUUUUCGCAGACUGCAACAGGUCUUGAGCAGUCUGCAGGUCACAUAUACGCGACAUGUCCAGAUGGCGUUCGGGACCCUGGUGUCAGACUUCAGCGAUUCACGCGAAGUCCUGACAGAUCUCGUCGACAUUCACCAAUUGCCAGCAACGACAGAACACGUCGGCCUAUCAGGUCGCUGUUGCCAUCCCGUCUGAUUGGUCGCAUGCACACAUGGACUGUCAAAGAGGUCGAAGAUGAUCUGCUCGAUUCUGGUGUGCCAAAGUCAUGGAUUGACAACCAUAGAGGUACCUUAAGGGCUAGCUUCCGGAAACACACAACCAAGGAGGCCGCCGUUUCAAGUCUCAGAGCUCUAUACCAAAAGUCCCCCCAGGCUAGAGACAGAAGUCAUGCUGCCAAUGAGACCCAUGUUGUGUCAGUACAGUCAAAGAAGAGUACUGAAGCGGUUUCGGGUAUUCCUAUCAUCAAGAUCGAUACACCCUCUGAGAAGACAACCGAUCAGCAAAGCCAGCAGCCUCAGCCUGACCCGAUUGAAGACAGCCCCAAACAGCAGCAGUUGACUACCUCUGGCAAAGACUCAGAUGAUAGCCCUUUGUUAAAGAAAUAUCCGGCGUGGGAACAAGCGGUCCGAGAGCUAAGUCUACAGCCUGAGCCCUUGCGUGAUUCUUCCACGUAUUCCACCUCUAAACCUGUCGAAGAUGAUCAUGCUGGCGAGGCUGAACCCCUGAGUAGCAUUUCUACAACCAAGCCGGAGAAAACACCCGCAAUCCUUGAGCCAUCUGCCAGCGCGACUGUUCCGGUCCAGGACGCCAGCAGUACGGUACCGAUCGCAGAGCAAGAUCUUGCAGUUGAGGUAUCGAUCAAUGUCCGCCAAGUUAGUCCUGCCACAAAAGCCGUCGAACAGGCCACGGACUCAAUCCGUAGGCCGUACCUGGAGUACAUUGGACCGGACCACGUCAGCUGCAUUUUCGGGCCUGAGAUUCAAGACUAUUACAACGCCGCUUUUCCAUGUGGUCAUGACAAGGUACAGGCUGAUGCAACGGAUAGACUAUGCGCACUCCAUGCGGCAGAUCUAUCCUUCAAAUAUCAAAUGGGUCAACAGCACGAGUCGGCAGCCUCUAUCACUAAAGAGCUCUUGCUGCAGAUCUUCCGCGACAACAACUACACUGCAGUCAAGCAAAAGCGCGGCGAGGAGAAUUCUGACACGCUCAAUGAGGAUCAGAUCGCAGACUUGGUUCAUAUUGCCGGAAGAGACCUGGGUUUGAACCUCGCCAUUGGCGUCAUCAGCCCUCCUGCUGCCGGCACCGCAUCGGUGCCGAACAUGAUUUACUGCUUCGAUUCUGCUACACGACCACUUCCGAGCGAUGUGUUGUGGUUAUACAAUGAUAAUUUCGAGAACCAUGGGGAAGCGCUCCCAAAUGGUCUAGUUCGGGUGAGCCAUUGGGAUGGCCUUCGUCCUCUCAGCGCGAAGGAAGUCAGCCAGCAGGAAAUCGCUCCUCUGGAGACCGUGGCUCAGGAGCCCGUUCCUCAGUACCAGGAAAUUAUCCCUCAGGAGAUCGUGCAGACGCAAGUCGGCCAAAACGAAGUCGACCAGAUUGACGCACAGCAGACUAAAGCCGAGCAGCCUAAGCUGACCAUCGAGGAGUUCGAUGGUCUUGAUCAGGAAUUAGCGGAGCAACAACACUACCAAGAGCUGCUGGAAAAUCGCUCUUUGUGGAACGGUGAACUUGCGGAGAUGUGGUUCCAACGAUCUUUUGAGCCACAAUAUCCACCGGUAGAGAUCAUACUUGAGCGGGACUCGAUGAGCGCGAUCGAGGCAGCUCAUGUCUCGAUCCAGAAUCAGAUUCCAGCCAUGUCUAACGUCACCUAUGAGGAGCUCAAAGAUAUUUUUGAGUCUCAAGCCUACAAAUCUGUUCUGCGCUAUCGGGGCGAGCCUGAGUUAGAAGAUCUCACUGCCGACCAGAUCGCAGACGUCGUGUAUCUCUGCGGUCUGAAUUAUGGAGUCAUACUCAGCACUGGGUUCUACCAUCCUCUUUCUACCAAUACGCAGCCAGUCGCGGCCAGUAUCAUCGCUUUCGAUCAGUCGGCCAACGAAUAUGUCUGGUUGAGCAAUGACUGCAACAAGACUCGCUGCGGCAAGAUUGUAGACCCCUCGGUCGUUACCCGCUGGAACGGCUUGCGAGGGCAGACUGCGGAAGAAAAAGAGCUUUCCGAUCUUAUGGGCUGGUCGGAUGGUGAUGAAGCUGCGGCAGAUGACGCCCCAUUAUAUGACCAGCCCGACGAUCUUGGUUUCCCGGCAGAUAACCAUGCAUCUCCCGGGCCGGUGUCGCAGGUUCCUCUAUCCAACGAGCAGGAAGAUACCGCGCCUACUAGGAGCUGCGGCUUGGGCGACUCAGUCCCUGCCAUCACAGGAACGGCUGUGGCCAUGGGCGCCCCCUCCCAAGAAUACGUGAUUUCUCCGCAGCAUAACACCCCGAACCCUGCUGGUGGUAACCCAGUAUUACCUGUAGUACCUGUUGCCUCAGGACUCGAUACGAUGGGAGACUUUUCGCCGGAAGACUUCCCGCCUCAGCCUUUAGAAGAAGGGCUUAGUCAAGAUACCACUGAUCAUUAUCAAGGACUGGAUCAUGGGGAGGCUAUGGAUCGGUUUGAGCACACUGGUUCCGCACGGGAGGCUUUUCUACCAGGCUUGACCGAGCAGAAUGGUCUUGUGGCCAGUGGGAAUUACGAGCAAUCCGAGGACUUUACUGAUAUGAUUGGUGUCGAGUCUAAUGGCUCUGCUCAAGAGGGUUGGAGAGCAUCGGAACCGCCUGAGCAGCUUCUCUCUGACAUCGCCGCCGUAUACGAAGAAGCCGAGGACGACAAUGACAUGAGUGGUCUCGAGCCUGCCAGCCUCGCUCAAGAAGCCAUGAAACCAGUUCAAGAACCGCCAUUGCCGGACAUUGGUUUACCUGCCAGUAUGCCCGGACCUGACCCUCUCCGGCAGCCUGCCAUGGGAGAUGAGUGGAUGGAUGGAAUAGAACAUGUGAGCACUGUUGAGCAGACGCGCUACGUUCUUACCCAGGUGCCUUCCGGUCCACAGUCUUUACCACCAGACAAAAUCGAACCGGACGACUACAGUAGUCACAAUGACGACGUGAAAGAGUUCGACAAUCUGAUCAUGCAAACCGCCGACGACAUCAUGGAGGCGUACUACAGUCAGCCAUUGGAGAUGGAGCCUGAGCGUAACGGGUGGCGGCCAAAGACCGCAAAUACCUCUGAUGAGCAGCAGCAGGAUCUGUUACACGCAUCGCCAGCUUUUCAGGAGCCUACCGCUUCAGGUGAUCCUAGUGCUUUAGUCGAGGGACAGGAUUCUGGACUGUCACCCGUGUUGUCUGUCUACGAUGGAGACGAGGACCCAGAGGACGUCUCUGAUGAGGAGAUAACCGACGCCAUUAGUGAUGUCGGGGAAUUCUCACCAACCAACGACUGGCAGGAGAACGACGCGGACUCGUUGCCUUCUAUGGCCAGCUCUCCCAUGGAAGCCCCCCGGACACUUCCACCAUCUUUUGUGCCUUUCGAUGACAUUGACCGCCACUACGUUGUGUCUCCAACAACAUGUCAGCGCAAUGAUGGGCAAGACCAAUUUGUGGAAGAUGAAGUUGUCUGGGAUGACGAUGAUGACAAUGAACCAGGCCCCCAUGGGCAGCCGGAGUUCUUGAGCACAGCGCCCGACUAUAGCGCCCCGCCAGACGACCCGAAUGCUCCCAAGCCGCUUCCUUACACGGGACCUUCUCCUGCAUACGUACCAAUGGAUUAUAAUCCGAAGGGUACCAAUCCUCCGCCGGCUGCCCAGCCCAGCCCUGGCCAAGGAGCGUCAUCAAGUACAGUGCUGCCGCUGCCCUCCAAAUAUCCCUUUCCUCAGCCCAAUUACGAUGACGAGGGUGACUCGAUCUCCGAUGAGCAAUCCAAGAUACAGGAUAGACCAACCAGUCCACGGAAGAUCGCCAAGCCUUUCUCACGAGCGUCACUGUUCGAGAAGAGUGGGAUCAACCCCUUAUCGCUCAUCGACACCAAGCCCACUCCGUCUCCAGUCGAGCCUUCCGCGCCGCCGCAAGCAGAAGUGCCUCGCCAGAAGGGCAAGCGUGGCCGUUCCCCUGAUGGAGGCAAAGCUGUCGAGAUUCGCAAAGCCAAGGAAGACCUAGACCCAGCAGUCACGCCUCCUCAGCGCGAUUUGAAGCGCAAGAAGGACUUGAUGGGUCAGAUGGCUCCGGCUCCUGAUGCUCCGGCCUCGGAUGCUGGAGUCUCUGAGAAGACUUCCAACGAGUCGCGUACAGACACGAAGGACUCGACCGAACGGAAUCACAACGAACUCGUUGCCGAAGCGAUGGCCAAGAUGGACAUGAAUGCCCCUGGGCCGGCCCCCGUCGGUUCGGCGUUGGAGCUCCGCGAUCGUAUGGCGAAGUUCACGUCCGAGCAGGGCAGGGCGCUCAAGAAGUUGGACGUCGACGUGACAAAAGCACAAAAGCGCGAGCAGAAUAAGCCGUCGAAGGAGCGAGACGGUGUGUUCUUGGCUCAUGGGAAAAUCAUCCUGAAGCGCGUCCACAAGGUCGUCGGGCUUGUUGAGGACCUGGUGGAUGAGUGGGAUGAGGUUCACGAGGAUGUGCGGCCAAGCUGGUUCGGCACGGAGUUUCGGCGGAGGCAGAUUGCGAUGCUAGUGGCGGCUCUUGAACUGAUGGCGCAGUUCGCCUCGAUGGAGAGGAGGGCCGUGACGUACCUCGCGUGGAAGAACAAGGUGCGGGUGCAAUGGGAGGCUUGCGAGGAAUUGUGGACCGCCAUUGGCACGGUUCCCGAGAAAUCAAAGAAGGGGCUGGCCAAGUGGGACGGUGUCCAGACGCUGCUGAAGGACGGCCAGUUAGCCUAUGAGCAGCUGGACGCAGGGCAGACAGAGAUGCAGAAGCAGGCGGACGAGGAGGCCAGGCAAAAGGCCAUACGAGAAGCCGAGGAGGAGGGUCUCAGCGACAUUGAUGCGGAGAUCCUCGGCUUGGGAGUGGGGAAUGAGGAGCAGGAGAGGCAGGAAGAGGAGUUCUCAAGGUGGAGGAAGGAGGUUCCGGAGCGCGAUCGUGUGAAGACGAGGGCAGAGGUUGAAGGUCAGGAGAGACGGCUGAAAGGGAAGGCGAAGGGGAAGAAGGAUAGCAAGAUCAAAGAUUAUGCGAAUGCUUUCCAACGAUGA